This is a messenger RNA of Nothobranchius furzeri (turquoise killifish), 2985 nucleotides long. Its product is annotated as E3 ubiquitin-protein ligase TRIM21. Gene Ontology annotation, molecular function: ubiquitin protein ligase activity; protein binding. Gene Ontology annotation, biological process: protein ubiquitination. Gene Ontology annotation, cellular component: cytoplasm. NCBI's taxonomy places the organism in Eukaryota, Metazoa, Chordata, Actinopteri, Cyprinodontiformes, Nothobranchiidae. The record is from RefSeq and is a predicted model, not a curated record.
GGUAACAACGGAAUUUUCCCAGCUUGAAUAGUUCUCAGCUUAAAAAGAAAAGUACAGAUGGCCUGUCCAUAUUUCACUUAACAUGAGGUGAACUCCAUGGGAUCUUGAGAAGAGAUCUUGAAAACUGAACUUAAAAUGGCGUUGGAACUGUUUUAUUAAUCUGGAUGUUUUUGAUUCUGGACGAAUCAAAGCUGACAGAUUUAAUAAACACCACAUAGACUCUGCCACACCAUGGGAUCUUGAGAAGAGAUCUUGAAAACUGAACUUAAAAUGGCGUUGGAACUGUUUUAUUAAUCUGGAUGUUUUUGAUUCUGGACGAAUCAAAGCUGACAGAUUUAAUAAACACCACAUAGACUCUGCCACGCUUCAGACUAGGAAGGUUCUGAUUGGAUCAGCAACAGCAAUGUGUUAUGUGAUUGUUUACCUUAGUAAAGUAUGUAUAGACGUUAAUAAAUUUUCAUUGUGGUUAUUUAUAUUGGGGAAAAUAAAAGAAAUGUAUAUUGGUUAUGUAUCUUAGGUGGAAAAUAGGGUGGGCUAAAAUAAGCAUUGCUUCUGCCUAUUCUUUUUUUUGGUUUAAAUUCAAGUUGUUAAUAUUGUUGUUUUGUUUGAAAAGAAAAAUGUUAUGUUAAUGCUAUAAACCAAAAUAAAGACCGAAAGAAAGAAAGUGUAUCAGCGUGUCUAGUGACUAAAAUAAGUCAUUUACUUAUUAAAAACAUAUUAAUCAUAAUAUUGUGAUUUCACAGAUCGCUCACAUUGUAUUAUUGACUAACAGUUGUUUUGAUUAGCUUUAUUGAAAAUAGAGUUCUUUGAUCUGAUAAAAGAAAAGAGUCUUCAUCUUCUGUCUUCAUUGCUGGAACGUAAACACUUUAGAAGCGAAUGCAUGACCUUGAGGCUGUUUCAUGCACUCUGGCGCUGUGUCAAAGGAACUGUGGUGAGAGGAUAAUUAACCUUGAGGAAUGGCUCCUCCAUCACGUUACACUAUAAUGUUAAUAAAGAAUAAGAGCAGCAAAAAAAACGAUGCCUGGGAAGGUAAAUGGAAGUAAGGUCAUUCAUGUUUCUGCAAUUGUUGUUGGGUCAGAUUUUUUCUACCAUGUAAAACUAGUUUCUCACGUUUCGAUGUCAGUGGUCACCAAAUUUUAUUGUCCCGUCAGACGUGCUUUACUGGAAUUUCAUCUCAACCUGAAGGAGCAAAGUUCAGCAAACUAACCGUAAAAGGAGGAGCAACGAGAAUUGUUUUAUGACUGAUCAGAAAUGAAAGAUAAGAUAUUCGGAGCUUCAUUUGAGAACAGCGUGUGUGUUGCCGUCUGAAGGAGAUUUAAGCUGAGUUCAUCGUUUCUUUUCCAACAACUGACUCUAAUAUCGAGUUCAGACAUGUCUGCUAGCAGCAGCCGGAGAUCUGACGAUCAGUUUCUGUGCUCCAUCUGCCUGGACGUGUUCACGGAUCCAGUCACCACACCAUGUGGACACAACUUUUGUAAGACCUGCAUCUCCCAGCACUGGGAUUGUGACACAAGCUGCCAGUGUCCCGUCUGUAGAAAAGUGUUCCAGAUGAGACCUGAACUGGAAGUCAACACCUUACUCAGAGAGAUGGUUCAUCAAUGCAGAGUUGAAACCAGCAGCAGCUCAGAGGAACAAGCCGACAACAUUCAGCAGAUGAUCCAGAACAGACGCCUGAAGAUUCAGGAGAUCAAAGAGUCGGUGGAGAUCAGUAAAGAUGCUGCAGACAGAGAGAAAGCAGAAGGUGUUCAGGUCUUCACUGAUCUGUUAGAGUCUGUUCAGAGAAGCCUGAAUGAGCUCAUAGAUGAGAUCGAAGAAAAACAGAAAACUACAGAGGAGCAGGCUGAAGACCUCGUCAGUGAUCUGGAACAGGAAAUCUCCGAGCUGAUGAACAGGAGCUCUGAGGAGAAUCAGCUCUCAUGGUCCAAGGACUUGACAGCUGUCAGAGUUCUUCCUUCAUCGUACGAGGAGACUGUGGUGACGGUUUUGGAUCAGCUGCAGGAGAAACUCGAGGGAAAGAUUAGGACCCAGUUGGAGCCGAAGAAGAAGAACCUGCUGCAGGCUGAGCUGAAGGCAAUGCAGCAGUUUGCCGUAGAUGUGACUCUGGAUCCUGAUACAGCGCAUCCUUACCUCGUCCUGUCUGACGAUGAAAAACAAGUCUACUGCGGUGAUGUGUGGAGGAACCUUCCAGAUGGUCCAGAGAGAUUUUCUAACUGUUAUGGUGUUUUAGGCAAACCGAGUUUCUCUUCAGGCAGGUUUUACUUUGAAGUUCAGGUUGAGGGAAAAACUGAGUGGGGUUUAGGAGUGGCCAGAAGUUCCAUCGGCAGGAUGGGAGAGGUCACAAUGAGUCCUGAAAAUGGUUGCUGGUCUGCUUGGUUAAUAAAUGGAACCCAUUACGUAGGCGGUACUGACCCUCCAGAAGAUCUGUACCUUCAGUCUGUUCCCGAGAAGGUGGGAGUGUUUGUGGAUUAUGAGGAGGGUCUGGUCGCCAUUUACGAUGUAGAAGCUCCAGCUCGGAUCUGCUCCUUUAAUAACUCUUGCUUCUCUGAGGAACUCUACCCUUUCUUCUGUCCAUGUGAUAGCCAUGGAGGAGAAAACUCAGCACCUCUGAUCAUCUGUCCUGUCGAUCCAUCAGAAUCUGUUUGUUAAAACGUUCUGAUAUGAGUAGAUGAAGUCCUGCUGGUGGAGAGGUGAGGUUAGAAACAUCCUCAGAAACGUCUUCAGUUCAGAUGGAUUUCAGUUUAGAUUUUUGUUCAAAACAAAAUAAAAUAAAUUUCAGUUCUAUUAUGUUUUCAUCUAAUAUUUUUCUCCAUAAUGAUCCACAACAAUAGUUCAUUCAUCUAUUCACUCUGUGAAAGAUUUGAUCAUUUUAGUAGAAUUUUUAGCCUUCACUGAACAUUACAAACCGUCAUGAUGUUGACUAUUUUCUUUCUUUUAAACUCAUUUUUUAAAUGAUUCUGUUUAAUAAAAAUGUGUUUUGCAAAGGCA